CAAACCUGAUUUGAUUUUUAAGUUGGAGCAAGAAGCAGAGCCAUGGAUGGUGAAUGAGUGCCUAAAUCAGAGCUUUCCAGUUGCCAUGAAAAGUGAUGACAUAAUUAGGACCAAUAAGAAAAUUCAAGAAAAAAAAUUUAAUAACAUGGCAGAGAAACCUUAUGAAUGUAAUGACUGUGGAAAAGCCUUUGACUCGAAGUCAGCAUUCAUGAAACAUCAGAGAAUUCACUCAGGAGAGAAACCUUAUGAAUGUAAUGACUGUGGAAAAGCCUUUGGCCAGAAGUCACAUCUCAUAGUGCAUCAGAGAAUUCACACAGGAGAGAAACCUUAUGAAUGUAAUGCCUGUGGAAAAGCAUUUGGCCAGAAAUCACAUCUCAGAGUGCAUCAGAGAAUUCACACAGGGGAGAAAUUUUAUGAAUGUAAUAACUGUGGGAUAGCCUUUGGUUUGAAGUCAGACCUCAUCAAACAUCAGAAAAUUCACACGGCAGAGAAACCUUAUGAAUGUAAUGACUGUAGAAAAGUCUUUGGCUAUAAGUCACAACUCAUAAUACAUCAGAGAAUUCACACAGGAGAGAAACCUUAUUAAUGCAGUGCCUGUGGAAAAGCCUUUGUCCAGAAGUCACAUCUCCGAGUGCAUCAGAAAAUUCACACAGGAGAGAAACCUCAUGAAUGUAAUGACUGCGGCAAAGCCUUCAGCCAUAAGUCACAUCUCAUGAUCCAUCAGAGAAUUCACACAGGGGAGAAACCUUAUGAAUGUAAUGACUGUGGCAAACCCUUUGGCUUGAGGUCAGCACUCAUGAAACAUCAGAGAAUUCACUCAGGAGAGAAACCUUAUGAAUGUAAUGACUGUGGAAAAACCUUCAGCCGUAAGUCACAUCUUGUAAUGCAUCAGAGAAUUCACACAGGAGAGAAACCUUAUGAAUGCAAUGACUGUGGAAAAGCAUUUGGCCAGAAGUCACAUCUCAGAGUGCAUCAGAGAAUUCACACAGGGGAGAAAUUUUAUGAAUGUAAUAACUGUGGGAUAGCCUUUGGUUUGAAGUCAGAUCUCAUCAAACAUCAGAAAAUUCACAUGGCAGAGAAACCUUAUGAAUGUAAUGACUGUAGAAAAGUCUUUAGCUAUAAGUCACAACUCAUAACCCAUCAGAGAAUUCACAAAGGAGAGAAACCUUAUAAAUGCAAUGCCUGUGGAAAAGCCUUUGGCCAGAAGUCACAUCUCAGAGUGCAUCAGAGAAUUCACAAAGGGGAGAAAACUUGUGAAUGUAAUGAAUGCGGCAAAGCCUUUGGCUUAAAGUCAGCACUCAUCAAACAUCAGAGAAUUCACACAGGGGAGAAACCUUAUAAAUGUAAUGACUGUGGCAAAGCCUUUGGCUCAAAGUCACAACUCAUAAUACAUCAGAGAAUUCACACAGGGGAGAAACCCUAUGAAUGUAAUGACGGUGGAAAAGCUUUUGGCCAGAAGUCAAAUCUCAUAACUCAUCAGAGAAUUCACACAGGAGAGAAACCUUAUAAAUGCAGUGACUGUGGAAAAGCCUUCAGCAGGAAGUCAGACCUCAUAACCCAUCAGAGAAUUCACACAGGAGAGAAACCUUAUAAAUGCAAUGACUGUGGAAAAGCCUUUUGCAGGAAGUCACAUCUUGUAAUCCAUCGGAAAAUUCACACAGGAGAGAAAUCUUAUGAAUGCAAUGACUGUGAAAAAGCCUUUGGCCAGAGGUCACAUCUCAUAAUUCAUCAAAGAAUUCACACAGGGGAGAAACCUUAUGAAUGUAGUGACUGUGGAAAAGCCUUCAGCCUUAAAUCACAUCUCAUGAUCCAUCAGAGAAUUCACACAGGGGAGAAACCUUAUGAAUGUAAAGACUGUAGAAAAGCCUUUGGACAAAAGUCACAUCUCAUGAUCCAUCAGAGAAUUCACACAGGGGAGAAACCUUAUGAAUGUAACGUCUGUGGAAAAGCCUUUGUCCAGAAGGCAGACCUUAUCAAACAUCAGAGAAUUCACACAGGGUAGAAUCCUUAUGAAUGUGAUGUCUGAAAAAGCCUUCAGAUAUAAGUCACAGAUCAUAAUCUAUCAGAGAAUUCACACAGGAGAGAUGCCUUAUGAAUGCAUUCCCUGUAGAAAAUUCUUUGUGAAAAUCCCACCUUGUCAGAAUUCACAUAAGGGAGAAACAUGAGUGUAAUGA
Lepus europaeus (European hare) is the source of this 2174-nucleotide messenger RNA. RefSeq names its product zinc finger protein 268-like. Gene Ontology annotation, biological process: regulation of cytokine production; regulation of immune system process; negative regulation of transcription by RNA polymerase II. Lineage: Eukaryota; Metazoa; Chordata; Mammalia; Lagomorpha; Leporidae. The transcript has 2 exons. The record is from RefSeq and is a predicted model, not a curated record.